CAUUAUGUUGGUUUUUUGUUUUUUUUUGUUUUGUUUUGGGUUUUACGUCACAUCGACACAGUAUAGGUCAUAUCGCGACGUUCCAGCUUUACGGUGGUGGAGGAAGACCUCAGGUGCCCUUCCGUGCAUUAUUUCAGGCACAAACGGGCACCUGAGUAGAACCACCAUCGUUCCGUAAGCUAGCUGGAUAGCUUCCUCACAUGAAAGAAUCCAAAGUCCCUGUCUGAAUCAUUAUGUUGGUUUUGUCAUGACGCGGCUCGUAACUAUUUCUUAAAAAAUGGAUCUUGUAUAAGGAAAUUUUAGGAAUGUAAUAAGUUGCUCCUUUGUAAUACAUAUCAUCUACGGUCAACAUCUAAAGCCCAUAACUUUGGCAUGAUUUGGACAGAAUUAUGAACUGUUUUGAAGAUAAAAUAGCUACUUUUUUGCUAAGGUAUUUACUUGAAAAUUAUCUUUAAGGUCAUAACUUUAACAUACUUGUAGUAACUAAAACUAUUUAAAUAUCAUGACACUGUCAUAUAUAUCAACUGAAAUAUGGCCAUAAGUGUAAUAACAAAACUAUGACAUCACUAUCUAAGAGCUUUAUAUGUAUGUUUGUGUGCUUCCAAUCAAUUAUGAUAUAAUUAUUCUUUUCAUUCACAUUCCCAUUGAAAAAUAUAUUUGAUAUUUUCCUGUGAAAAUAUCAAAUAUAAUUUCACAGUCAACUGAAAAGCAUGUACAUGCUGUAAUGAAUCAUCUCAUUGCUGUAAUCAGUUGGGCACUAGGAGAUUUAUGCAUGGAUUCAUAGGAGGGGCGUAGGGGGUCAAAUGACACUUCUCUCUCCAUGAUUUGGGCACUUUCAGUAAAAAUCACAGUGGCAGAAAAUUCAUGACGCAUGGCCUCCUUAGAAAAUCUUAGACAAAAACUUGAUAAUGCACCUUCCGUGGUCGAGGGGUUAGAGUCGAUGACUUGUAAUCCAGUUACCUCCCUGGCGUGGGUUCGAUCUCCGGGAGAUGCUUUGGUAGUUUAGCAUGGAGGAAGGGUAGUCUAGUACUGGUGUAACUGUCCAGAUAUGAUGGUUAAGAAACUACCCGCCUAUAUGACUUAAAUAAUGUGGCAACAAAUGUUCAAUUUAUAUGAUUGAUAUUUACAUUACUAAAAGGUAAUCAGGCCAUUAAGAGUAUUACAUUUUAUUACAUUUAUGGCUUUUAAUUUUUACUUAAAAAAAACCCAGCCAAAUAAUGUAAUGUUUAAGCUUGGUAACUACAUGUUUGGGAAUAAAAAACACAUUGAAUUUGUAUAAUUUUUAUUUUCUUGAUAACUGUAGAAAAAUGGCUGAAUUUGGAGAUUUGACAAAUCAGGAAGUGAUCAGCAGAUACCGGUUAGACAAGGAUGGCAUUAUGUUUCUAACUGAACUGCUUAGAGAAGAUCUGCAGCCAAAAACCCUGAAGAAAAAUGCCAUCACACCUUUGCAGAAAGUAAAAAUUGCUUUAAGAUACUUUGCAUCUGGAGAGAUUCAAUUGAAUGAUGGAGACAUACAUGGCAUAUCACAGCCAUCAGUGUCAAGAUGUAUCUCACAAGUUAUACAUUCAUUGAGUAGACCUCAUAUUGUACAAAGAUACAUAAAAUUUCCCAAAACACAACAAGAAUUACAAGAUUUUGAAAGGGAAUUUUAUGGCACAGCCAGCUUCCCCAAUGUGUUUGGUGUUAUCGAUGGCACUCACGUGCAACUUCAAGCACCAACACAGAAUGAAGAGGUGUAUGUUAACAGAAUGAAUUAUCAUAGCAUCAAUACUCAGGUUGUUUUUGAUCCCAAUGAUCGAAUAAUAGAUAUGGUGGCAAGAUGGCCGGGAUCUGUCCAUGACAGCCGAAUUUUGAGGGAGAGUGGUGUUUGGGGAUUAAUGGAAGGUGGUGCGGGUCAUUUUCCACCAGGUGACCACUAUCUUUUAGGUGAUAGUGGUUAUCCAUGUAAAAGAUGGCUCCUCACCCCUUACCUAAAUCCCCAGCCAGGAUCACAAUCUCAGUAUAACAGGGCACAUAAAUCAACAAGAGCCAAAGUUGAGAGAGGCAUUGGCCAACUGAAAAGGCGCUGGGGUGUCUUACAUUCCGAGAUUAAAAUGAAUCCAGAGAAAGUAUGCAAGCUGAUUAUAUGUUGUGGAGUAUUACACAACUUAUGCAAAUCCAGAAAUAUUCCAAUGCCAUUAGAUAUUUUGCAUAAUGGUCAAAUUCAACCUCAAACUAUAGUGCAAAGUGGUCCUCAGGAUGGUUUGAGGUACAGAGACUAUGUUGCAGCAACUUAUUUUUGAAAGUUUGUUGAGUUCUUGUUUGGAUUUGCAACAUAUUUCACAGUGGUUGGAAGACUUUGAUGUGAAGUGUGACUGGCUUUUUGCCCUCACUGGCAAUUGAGACCUGCAAAUAAUAUAAAUCAGUUUGCUUGUUAAUCAAUACAUACUUUACUGAAACUAUAUUUUGUGCUUCCUGAAAAGGAGAGAGCCUAAUAUCAUCACAUUUUCCGCCCGCCGUUACAUGUGUCCUGCAGAUCCCUAUUUGAACUUCACAUAUUGAUAAAGACAAGUGAGAAGAAGUGACUUAUCAAAGAACCAUACUAGCACCUUACUUAACUUUUUUUAAUUUAACUCUACUGAUUAUACUAAACACUGACUGUCCAGAUAUGAUUUUAAGCUAUCAAUAAUAUUUCAAUGUAACUUCACACAAUAAUAGUAGGUGCUGGGAUACCAGUGAGAAGAAUUGAAGUAUAAUUUAAACUUCAGCUUCA
Messenger RNA from Ruditapes philippinarum (Manila clam), 2752 nucleotides. Its product is annotated as putative nuclease HARBI1. The transcript is spliced from 5 exons. NCBI's taxonomy places the organism in Eukaryota, Metazoa, Mollusca, Bivalvia, Venerida, Veneridae. Bases 1308 to 2282 code for a protein of 324 amino acids. The record is from RefSeq and is a predicted model, not a curated record.